AUGACUCCCACCUUCGCAGCCCUGAUCUGCCUUGAGAGCCUCUCCAAGCCCACGCUCAGGGCUGAACCAAGUUCUGUGGUCUCCAAAGGGACCCAGGUGACCAUCUCAUGUAAGGGGACUUCAGGGGCGAUGGAGUACCAUCUCCUUAAAGAGGGAGAACCAGAUCCCUCGAGUAUACACAUCCUGCUGGAGCCUGGGAAGAUGACCGAAUUUUCCAUUCCAUCCAUUGAGUGGUAUCACGCAGGGCGAUAUCUUUGUGACUAUCAAACCCUUGCUGGCUUGUCAGAGUGCAGUGAUCCCCUGGAACUGGUGGUCACAGGAUACCACUACAGCAAACCUGGCCUCUCAGCUCAGUAUAGCCCUGCAGUAGCCUCAGGAGGGAACAUCGUCCUCCAGUGUGUUUCAGAGCAACGAUAUGACAGAUUCGUGCUGAGGAAGGAAGGACCACAGGAGCUCUCCUGGACCCUGAUCCCACAGUAUAUAUACUCCACAAAGCGGUACAAGGCCCUGUUCUCUGUGGGCCCUGUGACCCCCAGUCAAAAGUGGAGGCUCAGAUGCUACAGCUAUAACCUGAGGAGCCCACAGCUGUGGUCAGAACCCAGUGACCCCCUGGAGCUCCAGGUCUCAGAGACUCACCACAAACCCACCAUCAGGGCUGAGCCAAGCUCUGUGAUCGCCUCAGGCAGUCACGUGACCAUCUGGUGUCAGGGGAUUCUCAAUGCCCAAGAAUAUAUUCUGCAGAAAGAGGGAAGCUCAGCACCCUGGGACACACAGAUCCCAAUGGAGCCCGGGGACAAGGCCAAGUUCUCCAUCUCAUCCAUGACAGAGCAACAUGCAGGGCGAUAUUGCUGUUACUAUUACAGCCCUGCUGGCUGGACUCAGUGCAGUGACGCCCUGGAGCUGGUGAUGACAGGGUCCCACAGUAAACCUCAGCUGUCAGCCCUGCCCAGCCCUGUGGUGACCUCAGGAGAGAACAUGACCCUCCAGUGUGUCUCACGACAUGGAUAUGGUGGGUUCACUCUGACCAGGGAAGGAGGACAGAAGACCUCCACUUCCCAGGACUCAUAGUACUUAGCCUCCACUGGUCAGUUCCAGGCUCUGUUCAUCGUGGGUCCUGUGACCCCCAGCAGCAGGGGACCCUUCCAGUGUUACGGCUAUUACAAGAGAAGCCCACAGGUGUGGUCACAACUCAGUGACCCCCUGGAAAUACAUGUCUCAGGAGGUACUGAGACCAUCAGCCCAUCAGAAAACAUGUCAGACCCCAAGAUAGCCUCACAGCCCCAGGAUCACACAGUGGAGAAUCUCAUCAGGAUGGGUGUGGCUGGCUUGGUCCUUGUGGUCCUUGGGAUUCUGCUGUUUGAGGCUCAGCACAGACAGAGAAGGAUUGAAGAUGCACUCCAGAGAUGA
Molecule: messenger RNA, 1407 nt
Organism: Nannospalax galili (Upper Galilee mountains blind mole rat)
Lineage: Eukaryota; Metazoa; Chordata; Mammalia; Rodentia; Spalacidae
Product: leukocyte immunoglobulin-like receptor subfamily A member 5
Exons: 8
Biological process (GO): cytokine-mediated signaling pathway
Molecular function (GO): inhibitory MHC class I receptor activity
Source: RefSeq, a predicted model, not a curated record